CUUUGCCACCACCAUGCAGCCAACCAGCUAUGACGUCAGAGCAUAACACGUCUGACGUCAUCAUCACCUUGAAAGAUGGCCUGAAUUCCAUGACCUCACUAAUUGUGAUAUAACCCCAGCAACAAUAAUUCUAUUUUAAAUACAAACAAACCCUACGUUCCUUUAGCGUUAGUGUCAAUUAGUUAAACCAAAGUUAAGAUCUAAAGGUUCUACCUCCAAAAAUAUAGAACUAUUUUUCUUACCAAAGCUAGUUUAGUACUUAAAGAUGUCGAAUCAAAUGCCGAUAUACAGCCAAGUGGUACCCAAAUCUCAAUAUAGGGGGAAAUCUUCGAAGUCGUACAACCGUUCACAAAUCACUAGGGCGGACUUCGACCCCUUGAAUUUCAACAAUGGGGGGAACUUUGUGAGUGAGAAGGGGGAAAAAGAUAAGAAGGAGAGAAGGGAACGGUCAAGGGAUGAAACGAGUCGGUCGAGGAGGAAUCAGACAAAAAAUGAGGCGAGCGAGAGUAAGGUUGAGGCGUAUUUGAGGCAGAACCAGGUCAGCAUGAGGCAACAGCAGCAUAGGCACGCUGCGGUCAGGCAGGCUGAGCACAGGGUCAACCUCAGGUCUCUCCCACUUAACGACGCGGUGACUGCACGAGGCCACGACAGAACCCCGACUGAGAAGCAGCGCGCCUUUCCAGAAAGGGACAAGGACGGCAAUAGGGAGCAUCGUCGCGAGAGAGAGCGGGACAGAGAUAGAGACAGGGACCGGGAGAACUUUGAGUUUGAUGGUACACCGCUCAGUCCCAUAGCACCUCGCCACGACAGCUCGCGUCCUGUCCGCAAGUCGUCCUCCGCUCACCGCGUAGCGGAGACCUCAAUAUCUACAGACAAGCGGAGAUUCUUCUGCAGAGAGUGGGCUUUUCAGAAGAUAGCUCAUUGCUUGGAGCAGCGGCCUGUAAGCAAGACUUGCGGAGCGCUGAUAUUGGGCGACGCAGGCAGCGGCAAGACAGCGCUAUGCCAAGAACUAAGCGAGCCGAGCCAAGGUCCUCAGGCGAGGCAGCAGCGAGCGUUGAACAGACGACUGCUGGCCAGGCAUAUGGUGCAGAGCAACAACGAAAGCAGCGUCCGUCCAUCAGAGUUCAUUCGCUCCAUCGCGAUGCAGAUCCUGGGACAUUCCUCCCGCCGGGUGAGGAACGAUCAGUCGCCGCGCGAUCCAGAUGCUAGCGAUGAAAGGCAUAACUCUGAAGAAGAGAGGCUUGUAAGUCGCUUCCGAGGGCUCGGCGAUGAUGCUGAAGAGAUCUCCAAACCGCUCUUGGCUGAUAGCGAAGACCAACGCACAGAUGAAGAAGAGUGCGGCAGCGGGCGUAGACAACGGACCAUAGACCGCAUCCACGAACGGGAGGCGUACCUAGACUCUAUGGUCGGCGACGCAGCCUUGAGUCGCGUGGAAGACCUCCCCGAAAUCCUUCCUCGCGCCAACGUCAAGCCCAACAACCCGUUCGUAGCCGACGAAGCCGAGUCCGACCUCCGUCUCUACGAGAACCACGAGAAUCUCUUCCUUCGCAACAUAUCCCAACGGCAAAGCAAGGUAUAGAUCAUUGAUUUAGAGGNCUCGCGCCUGUUACGUCAGAGCUCAGAGCCUACAGCGCCAAGCGCGCCGCGAACGCUGCACAAAAGCGCUUCAGCAGAGAGGGACAGAGACACCGUAAGCGAAACAGACAGGCCGAAAGUCGAAAACAGCCCGCCCAAAUCACGUAUCCCAGUCGCUAAUUUCCGGUACCCCAACAAAAGCGAGCUACGUUCCGCCGACAACUCUCCCCAGAAGAAACUCGAAAAGGAACCCUCCGCCCCUGAACUUAAGGACGAAACUGAACUACCCGAAUACCAGAAUGUUUUAAAACCGGAUCAAGUGAUCGAAACCCCGGAAUUAGAGGUUUUAUUAGAGAAGAAGAGAUCCCAAAAUGAGGAUGUGCCUCCGCCUAUACCAAGUCUACCAGUCAGUCCAAGGACACUAAUAGCCAAUGCGUACUAUGAUAAAUUGAUGUCAGAUACAGAGACCCAACAGGCACUUUUGCCCCAGAAUUUGGAAAGGAAUCCAGAUGAGUGCUUCAAAAAGGCACUGCUGUUUCCGUUACUGGAGAUUGACCCGCCGAAGCAGUGUCUGUUCUUGUUGGUCGAUGCAAUUGACGAGUGCGGUGCAGGUCAACAGUCAGAAGAUCGCGACGGAUCCAGCUCGGCCACGGUGGCUGCAUUACUGGCCCGUCAUCAACACUUGCUGCCUCAGUGGCUACUGCUAGUCUGCACAGCUAGGAGACACUCUGGACUCUUCACUGGCUUCAGGAAGAUAACCCUGGAUGAACUGCAGAGAGCGCAUGUAUCGGCCGACGUUCAAAGAUACGUGCUAGCACGCCUGGACACGGAACCUCGGCUCAGAGCGCGAGUAUCGAGCGAUUCCGCGGCGGCUGCGGCGGCGGCCGCGGCGUUGGACCACCUCAGGAUCAAAAGCGAUGGCUGUCUGCUGUAUUUGGAGAAGGUGCUAGACGGAGUAGCUGACGGCUUUAUAGCCUUACGCGAGAUCCGAGAGAUACCCGGCACGCUCAACGGGCUGUAUCUGUGGCUGGCCCAGCGGCUGUUUCACGGCAGACGGUUCACUAAGGUCCGCCUACUACUAGACGUGCUGCUAGCAGCCCGAUGCGGCGUCACCGAGGAAAUGCUGUACCGAUGCCUGCUGACCAAGGAAUACAGCGUGAGCCGCGAGGACUUCACGCGCCGGCUGCAUCUGCUGCGGCGGAUCCUCGUGAUGGAGAAGUCAACCGGCUACCUAUCCCUCUUCCACCACUCGUUCGCGGCGUGGCUGGGCGACGUGAAGCACUGCACGCGCCGCUACCUGUGCUGCCCGGCCGACGGCCACGCCGCGCUGGCCAUGCACUACACGCUCACCGCAAGGAGACUGACGGCUCUGGAGAUCCAUAACUACGUGUACCACAUGACGAAUCUUGAACAACACAUGGCUGCACAGAAGAAGAGUAAAACUACCGACACAGAAGAAGUCCUGGACCUUCAUACCCUGAUGCUGCUAUGGGUGCUUGAUUCAGGCUGCGACGUGGAGUCAGCUCUGAAGAGGGAAAACGACGCGCUGCGAUAUAUGGACUCUCUUGCCAACAAGACGAUCAACGAAGACAAUCUCGAUGAGAAAACUGGAGAGCCUGAUUCGGAAGGCAGGGAGUCUAUAUCAGACACAUCGGCCCUUGAAGCGAUAAUGCCCGAGUUAGUCGGAGGGGACGCGUCCGGACGCUGGCCGCGAGACCGGACAGUGUUCCGGACGCUGCUCGAGCUCAGCCGGACGGACGGCGGACACGACGCGGACACUGAGAUACAUGACUUGCUCACCACAGAACCUGAGAAGGAAGUGAAGACAGAAGCGAGCACAGAGGAGCCGGAAGAACCGGUCAUAUUGGACCCCAACCUGGUAUUCGAGUUGGCUACCAAGGGUGACGAUGAAGCGUUGGCUGCUUUGGUGAAACGCUAUCCGCAACUGGUAGAAGUGACCGACGCAUCCGGUGGCACAGCUUUACAUUGCGCUGCCCGCGGCGGGCGCGCUAAAGCCGCUCUCGUGCUGCUCUCAGCAGGCGCCCGCGCCGACGCUGCCGAUGCUGACGGGUGGAGCGCGCUGCGGGCGGCCGCUUGGGCGGGACACACUGAGGUCGUUGAAGUGUUGCUGGAGUUUGGAUGCGACGUAGAUUGCGUUGAUGCUGACAACAGAACUGCUUUGAGAGCGGCAGCAUGGUCCGGCCACGAAGCGGUCGUCUCACGCCUACUAGCCGCCGGCGCGGAUCCGGACAAGGCGGACGCGGAAGGCCGGACGCCGCUUAUUGCAGCAGCUUAUAUGGGUCACGCGGACAUCGUCCGGGCGUUAUUGGACGCUGGGGCGAAUGUGGACCACGCUGAUGAAGAUGGUCGCACAGCGCUCUCAGUGGCCUCCCUAUGCGCUUCAGGCGGCGCGUGCGCAUCUCUACUACUGGAGCGCGGCGCUGACGUCAGCGCGGCCGACCGCGACCAGGCCGCGCCGCUUCUAGUUGCAGCUUUUGAAGGGCACACCGAGAUCUGCGAGCUCCUCCUCGAAGCCGAAGCGGACAUUGAGGCGGCGGACGCGCCCGGACGCACGGCGCUGUGGGCGGCCGCGUCCGCCGGACACGCGCGCACCGUCCGCUUAUUGCUGUUCUGGGGCGCUUGUGUGGAUACUAUGGACGCUGAGGGACGGACUGUGUUAAGCGCUGCAGCGGCACAAGGCAACGUGGAAGUAGUGAGGCAGUUGCUAGACCGUGGUUUAGAUGAACACCACCGGGACAAUUCGGGUUGGACGCCGCUACACUACGCUGCUUUCGAAGGCCACAUAGAAGUAUGCGAGGCAUUACUCGAAGCGGGUGCAAAAGUAGACGAAGCGGACAACGACGGCAAGGGAGCGCUGAUGNAUCUCCGCCCCACGACAGAGAAAAUUUUUGCUAAAAUUUUCAUUUACAAUAAAGAUUAA
Messenger RNA from Ostrinia furnacalis (Asian corn borer), 4516 nucleotides. RefSeq names its product ankyrin repeat domain-containing protein 50. Gene Ontology annotation, molecular function: protein binding. The record is from RefSeq and is a predicted model, not a curated record. The transcript has 28 exons. Lineage: Eukaryota; Metazoa; Arthropoda; Insecta; Lepidoptera; Crambidae.